Pectinophora gossypiella (pink bollworm) is the source of this 2181-nucleotide messenger RNA. It is a transcript of the gene Prp31, whose product is annotated as U4/U6 small nuclear ribonucleoprotein Prp31. The transcript has 9 exons. Lineage: Eukaryota; Metazoa; Arthropoda; Insecta; Lepidoptera; Gelechiidae. Gene Ontology annotation, biological process: mRNA splicing, via spliceosome; spliceosomal tri-snRNP complex assembly. Bases 128 to 1627 code for a protein of 499 amino acids. Gene Ontology annotation, cellular component: U4 snRNP; precatalytic spliceosome; U4/U6 x U5 tri-snRNP complex. The record is from RefSeq and is a predicted model, not a curated record.
UCCUGAAGUCUGUCAUUUCUAAAAGUAACUUGUUUUCUCUGCUUUUAUUUAAUUUAAUGGUGAAAACGUUGUUCUAGUUCAUCGAGUGGUAUAAAAUUGUUUACCAAAUCACUAUCAUUAUUGUAAAAUGUCCUUAGCAGAUGAGCUUUUGGCAGAUUUAGAAGAAAAUGACGAUGUUGAACUGGAAACAGCGAUCGAAAACAAAACUGCAAAUGAUGCAUCUUCGAGCGAAUUUAAAGUACCAUAUCCCGUAAUUCCAAAAGAAGAGGAAAUAAAAAAUGUGUCUAUCAGAGAACUAGCUAAAUUGCGGGAUUCGGAUAGGCUGCAGCGGGUUAUAACUGAAAUUGAACAAAACAUUGGUAGACCUCGAGAUAAGAUUGAAGUAAUGGGUUUAAUGGAGACUGAUCCCGAGUACCAGUUGAUUGUUGAAGCCAAUAACAUUGCUGUGGAGAUUGAUGGGGAAAUUGCUAUUAUUCACAGAUUUGUUCGUGACAAAUACCAGAAACGGUUUCCGGAGCUUGACUCACUCAUUGUCACCCCCCUGGAGUACAUCCGCACUGUAAAAGAGCUGGGGAAUGACCUGGAUAAGUGUAAGAACAAUGAGAUUCUGCAGAGUUUCCUCACUCAAGCCACUAUUAUGAUUGUAUCAGUCACUGCAUCUACUACACAAGGAAAAGUAUUGACUGAAAAAGAGCUAGCGGAAAUUAUCGAGGCAUGUGACAUGGCACAAGAAUUGAACAACUUCAAGUCUAAAAUCUAUGAAUAUGUCGAAAGUAGGAUGACAUUUAUUGCACCAAACAUCACAGCUAUAGUAGGAGCAUCCACAGCAGCUAAGAUCCUCGGUGUGGCCGGAGGUCUAUCCAAGCUGUCCAAAAUGCCCGCAUGUAACGUGCUCACCAUCGGGCAGCAGAAAAAGACAUUGUCCGGGUUCUCCCAGGCUGCUGCUCUGCCUCACACCGGCUUCAUCUAUUUCUCACAAAUUGUUCAGGAUACUACACCUGAGUUGAGAUACAAAGCAGCUAAACUGGUUUCAACUAAGCUGACACUAGCGGCGCGUGUGGACGCGUGCCAUGACAGUACUGACGGCCAUAUUGGAAGGCAACUCCGAGAGGGAAUUGAGAAGAAGUUGGAUAAACUACAAGAACCGCCUCCAGUCAAAUUCGUGAAGCCCCUGCCUAAGCCGAUAGAGCAGAGCCGCAAGAAGCGCGGCGGCAAGCGCGUGCGCAAGAUGAAGGAGCGAUACGCCAUGACCGAGUUCAGGAAAAACGCCAACCGACUCAACUUCGCCGACAUUGAAGACGACGCUUACCAAGAAGACCUGGGCUACACUCGCGGCACCAUCGGCAAGUCAAGCACGGGGCGCGUCCGCCUACCGCAGAUAGAUGAGAAGACCAAGGUCCGCAUCAGCAAGACCUUGCAGAAGAACCUUCAGAAACAACAGCAGUACGGAGGCGCGACUAGUAUCAGGAGACAGGUGUCUGGUACCGCGUCGUCUGUCGCCUUCACGCCUUUGCAGGGCUUGGAGAUCGUGAACCCUCAGGCAGCAGAAACCCGCGUUAAUGAGGCCAACGCGAAGUACUUCUCCAACACGUCUGGAUUCCUCUCCGUAGGCAAAAAGACGACGUGAAAUAAUAAUGAUGGAUUGACUACUUAGGAUAAAUCUGUAUUAAUGUACUGUUAUGAACCAAAUAAGUAAGAAUUGCUGUGUAAAGCUACGCCUCCACGUCAGCGGCAUCGGAGCGUACGGGGAGAGUCGCUGUUUAAAUGUAGGUACGAAUUGGUAUUUAACAAAUGGCGGAGUCUGGCGCAAAUUUGCCUAUCUAGUGAACACAGGGGAAUUAAGUCUGUCUAUUUAAGCGAUCCCGCUUAAAUAAACAAAUUUAAGGGGAGUGGGAGCGGGAUUAUAAAGCAAUAUUGCUAUUAGACAUUGUUGACAUUGCGCACAUACUUUUAAAUGCGCAAACGUCAAAUUGGAAUAUUGCUUUUAAGAUGAUUUGAUUCAAUGUAGCCUUUUUAGAGCCCCAGUUCUAUUAGAGUCAAUACAAAAUAUAAAUCCUUGCGCUCCGAUCCCCCUUAAUAGACACGGCUUUUACGGUAUUAACAAGAAAAUGAUCUAAAUGUGCAGAUGGAUUUCGAAGUUGUAUUUGGACGAUAUUGUGAUUAAAAAUAUGUUAUUAAGUA